AUGUUGAGUAAUUUUGAAGAUAUGUCCUGGUCAGAUGUCCGUGAUCAGUUUAGAAAAUGGCGUGAAAAUAACGAACGAAAAAGUGACGAAGUGAUUCUUCUUUGGGAGGGUAUUUUAGAAGAUCGAGUCCAGAAGACUGGAAAUGAACGUCACCUGAUAUUAGAACAAGUCAUUAUGGCAGCUUUCGACACAAGCCGCUUCGAUAUUGCAACCAAAUGUAUUAAAGAACUAAGUGUGGAAUUUCCAGGGAGUAUGCGUGUUAUGAAAUUUAAAGCAAUGCGUUUAGAAGCUUUGGAACGUUUCGAUGAAGCCGCUGAUGUUCUUGAUGCUAUUAUUGCUAAGGAUGAAACAUGCGCUGCGCCACGUAAAAGAAAAAUUGCUAUACUAAAAGCCAGAGGAAAACGUGGUGAAGCUAUAAAGGAACUUACGGAGUACUUAAAAAAAUUCAUGUCUGAUCAAGAAGCUUGGCAUGAUCUCAGUAGCUUGUAUCUUGCUGAAGCUGAUUAUGGAAAAGCAUUAUUUUGCAUGGAGGAAAUGCUGUUGCAUAACCCUCAUAGUCAUUUAAUCAAUCAACGUAUCGCUGAAAUUCGUUACACCAUGGGUGGCAUUGAAAAUAUUGAAACUGCCAGAGUCUAUUAUUCGCAAGCCGUGAAACUGAAUCCCAAUAACUUGCGGGCGUUAUAUGGCAUUUACCUGUGCUGUAACGCCAUUUCCAACUCCAGAGUCUUAGGUUCGAAACGUAAAGAAGCACAAAAAAUCGGUCAAUGGGCUCUAGAAAAAGCAACUGCACGUACUGAAGAACAUUCUACAAUUAAGAAAAAUGCUAAAUUAAUCGCUGCGUUAGAUACAGCACUUGGAAAUUUGGAAAUUAAGUCAAACUGACAGGGGACAAAACUGGUGGUUAGUGGAUAGGGUUUGAAUCAUGCGUAAACAUAUAUGUAUUCGUAUUCCUUUAAAAAUGUUUAUUUUCCAUAAAAAAUUUAAGGCAUCAAUUUAGUUUCUUAUCGGGAUUUUUAUUUAUUAUAAUUUUCGUAAUUGGUUUGGUGUCAGCAAAAAAUUUAGAUUUUCAUUCCAAUGCGCUUCACAAAUAAUUUGCUAAAAUUCAAAAGUAAGAUUUAAUAAUGCAAAUUCCAAAAUAAUAUCAAUAUAAUUUCUUUAUGUAAUUGUU
Messenger RNA from Teleopsis dalmanni, 1168 nucleotides. RefSeq names its product ER membrane protein complex subunit 2-like. Gene Ontology annotation, cellular component: EMC complex. The transcript has 5 exons. Gene Ontology annotation, molecular function: protein binding. Bases 1 to 882 code for a protein of 293 amino acids. Lineage: Eukaryota; Metazoa; Arthropoda; Insecta; Diptera; Diopsidae. Gene Ontology annotation, biological process: protein folding in endoplasmic reticulum. The record is from RefSeq and is a predicted model, not a curated record.